AGCACUUCCAAGCUCCUUGUUGUCUUAGAGUACUUCCAGAGCCUGUGUUGUCUUCAGAGAGUACUCCACAAGCUCCUUGUUGUCUUAGAGUACUUCCACGAGCCCCUGUGUUGUCUUAGAAGUACUGCCACAGGUGCCGCUUGUGUUGUCCAAGAGUACUUCCACAACUCCCUGUGUUGUCCAAGAGUACUUCCACAACCUCCUGUGUUGUCCAAGAGUCCUUCCACAACCUCCUGUGUUGGCCAAGACAGCACCACCAGCUGCCCACAGCACCAACAGCUGCCUGCACAACAGCUGCGCAACCAGCUGACUCACACAACAGCUGCACCACCAAUUGCCCACAGCAACACCAGCUGCCUCACACAACUUGCUGCCUGCACAAAAGUUGCACCACAAGCUGACCCACACAACAGCUUCACCACCAGCGGCCCCAUAGAACAGUUGCACAACCAGCUGCCUCACACAAAAGAGAGCACCAUCAGCAUCCUCACAGCACCUCCAGCUGCCUCACGCAACAGCUGCGCCACCAGUUGCUCUCACACAAGAGCAGCACCACCAGCAACUGUCUCUCACACAAAGCUGCACCAUCAGCUACCUCACACAACAGCUGCACCACCAACUGCAUCACGGAACAGCAGCACCACCAGCUGUUUUUACACAAGCAGCACCACCAGUUGUCUCACACAACAGCUGCAACAUCAACUGCCUUAUACAACAGCUGCACCGCAAGCUGCCUCACACAUGCUGCACACCAGCUGCCUUAAAAUGUUACACCACCAGCUGCUUCACCGAACAGUUGAACCACCAGCUUCCUCAGAAACAGUCACCACUGGCUAUACAAGGACCACCAGCCUCACACAACAGCAGCACCACCAGCUGCCUUAUACAACUGCAGCACCACCAGCUUCCUCACACAACAGCACUCCAGCUGCCUCAUACAACUGCUGCACCACCAUCUACCUCACAGAACAGCUGCCUUAUGCAACAGCUGCACCACCAGCUGCCUCACACAACAUCAGCACCACCAGCUACCUCGCACAACAGCAGCACUACUAG
Molecule: messenger RNA, 1056 nt
Organism: Homarus americanus (American lobster)
Lineage: Eukaryota; Metazoa; Arthropoda; Malacostraca; Decapoda; Nephropidae
Exons: 4
Source: RefSeq, a predicted model, not a curated record